AUGGCCUUAGGAUGCAUGUUAGCUCAGCUUGAUGAUUUGGGGAAGGAGCGAGCCAUCUAUUAUUUGAGUAAAAGGAUGCUUGAGUAUGAGUGCAAGUACAUUAUGAUUGAGCGCCUUUGCUUAGCAGUGGUUUGGGCCACUAGGAGACUUAGACAUUACAUGACAGAGUAUUCUGUGCUCUUGGUCUCACGAUUGGACCCGUUGAGGUAUCUAUUUGACAGGCUUGUUCUGACCGGUAGGCUCAUGAGAUGGCUGGUAUUGUUGACAGAGUUUGAUAUUCAUUAUGUCACGCAGAAGUCAGUAAAGGGAAGCCUUGUUGCAGAUCAUCUAGCUUCUUUGCUGAUAUCCGAUGACCGAUCAAUUGAUGAUGAUUUCCCUAAUGAGCAGAUAGUUUCAAUGACUAGUAUUACGGGGUGGCGGUUGUACUUUGAUGGUGCCGCCAAUCAGUCGGGGUUUGGCAUUGGUAUCUUAUUGAUAUCACCACAGGGUGAUCAUAUCCCCAGAUCAGUCCGGUUAGCAUUUUCUGAUCAUCACCGGUUGACGAAUAAUAUUGUAGAGUAUGAGGCUUGCAUUACAGGUUUGGAGACUGCACUUGAUCUUGGCAUUAGACAGUAUAUACAUUUGCCCAGGGUGGAGAAUCAGUUUGCCGAUGCAUUAGCCACCUUGGCUUCUCUGAUUGUGAUCCCUGCGGGGGUGAAUGUUAGGCCAUUGUUGAUUGAGACUAAGUCUGCACCAGCUUACUGUUGUCUGAUUGGAGAGAUAGAGGAUCAGAUUGAGCUGCCAUGGUAUCAUGAUAUUUAUCAGUUUCUGUCAUGCGACGCUUACCCAGAGUCAGCCUCGGCCAAGGAUAGGAGAGCAUUGAGACAGUUGGCCACCAGAUUUGUUGUUUACGGGGAUGCGCUGUAUAGGAGAGCAUCUGAUCGAGUGAUGAGAGAGGUUCAUGCAGGGGUCUGUGGCCCACACAUGGGAGAUUGUUGCCAGUUUGUACAGAGAUGUCAGGAGCAUCAGAUGCAUGGAGACUUGAUACACGUGCCACCUUCUGAGUUGCAUGCACUUGCAUCCCCUUGGCCAUUUUCAGUAUGGGGUAUUGAUAUUAUUGGGAAGAUCUCACCCAAGUCUUCCAGUGGGCAUGAGUACAUUUUGGUUGCCAUUGACUAUUUCACCAAGUGGGUGGAAGCUGCUUCUUAUGCUAGGUUGACAGCGGCCAGAGUGGCCAAGUUCAUCAGAUCGCAUAUUAUCUGCCGAUACGGGGUCCCUCAUGAGCUGAUCUCAGACAGAGGGGUGCAUUUCAAGGGCGAGGUGGACACGUUGAUUCAAGAGUAUGGCAUUCAGCAUCACAGAUCGUCUGCAUACAGGCCGUAG
Molecule: messenger RNA, 1362 nt
Organism: Vitis vinifera (wine grape)
Lineage: Eukaryota; Viridiplantae; Streptophyta; Magnoliopsida; Vitales; Vitaceae
Exons: 3
Coding region: 1-1362 (453 amino acids)
Biological process (GO): DNA integration
Molecular function (GO): nucleic acid binding
Source: RefSeq, a predicted model, not a curated record